Danaus chrysippus (African queen) is the source of this 1281-nucleotide messenger RNA. NCBI's taxonomy places the organism in Eukaryota, Metazoa, Arthropoda, Insecta, Lepidoptera, Nymphalidae. The record is from the annotation of a GenBank genome assembly.
AUGAGUUUAAAAUACAAAGAUGGGCUUGAGUACAGUACGAUCAUGGACAAUAAAGACAUACUAGCUCAUUUUCGUCAAAGAUUCUAUGUUAAAGAAGACAAUAUCUAUAUGUGCGGUAACUCCCUGGGACUCGCGUCUAAGGAUGCCGAAAAGUGUAUUUUAAACGCUAUCGAGAAAUGGAAAACACAUGGAGUUCAGAUGUGGAAUGUAGAUAGACAUAAAUACUAUGAACAUUCGAAGCGUUUGGGAGGACUAAUGGCCAAAUUAGUGGGAGCGGAUUCUGAUGAAGUCACAGUGACAGGAUCCACCACAGUUAAUAUCCAUCAAGCAAUCGCUACCUUCUAUAAACCCACGAAAAAAAGAUUUAAAAUACUCGUCGAUGACACGAAUUUCCCCACAGACAGAUACGCGGUCGACAGUCAGGUCAUCUUGAAAGGAUUCACACCAAAAGAUGCCGUCAAAAUCGUGAAGGCCAAAGGAAGAUACGUUUUAGAAGAAGACGUAAUUAGUGCCAUGACAGAGGAAGUAGCCCUAGUACUAUUACCAGCUGUAUAUUAUAACACAGCACAGUUAUUAGAUAUGAGAAGGAUCAGUUACGCCGCAAAGGAAAAAGGAAUACUUGUAGGGUGGGAUUUAAGUCACGCUGUGGGUUGUACAGACAUCGAUUUGAAGUGUUUAGACGUGGAUUUUGCUGUUUGGUGUACUUACAAAUAUCUUAACGGCGGUCCUGGUUCUCCCGCCGGGUUGUACAUUAAUAGGAAACAUUUCAACUUAGUCCCAGGCUUGGCUGGGUGGUGGGGGAAUAAGAUCGAAACACAAUUCCUAUUACGACAACAGUUUGAGCAUAGAAAGGACGCGGGCGGCUGGCAAAUUGGGACGCCGCACUUACUAUCUAUGGCCGGCUUAGAAGGUUCGCUGAAAAUGUUUCUAGAGGCGGGUAUGAGUAAUAUUAGGAAAAAAUCACUGGAAAUAACAGGUUAUUUGAUAUUCCUGGUAGAAACUAAACUAUCAGCAUUUGGUUUUACGAUCGGCUCUCCAAGAGAAGAAAAUAGGAGAGGCGGCCAUGUGUGUGUGGAACAUGAACAAGCUUAUAGAAUAUCUUUAGCUCUGAAAACUCGUGGAGUAACUUCUGAUUUCAGAGAACCAAAUAUCUUACGAUUUACACCAGCUGCUCUGUAUAUCAGUUAUGAAGAUGUUUAUAAGAUGGUUGACAUCUUGAUGGACAUAGCCAAAAACGAAACCUAUAAAAAAAUAACCCCCAAAAGGAACAUGGUGUUGUGA